CUUUGUUGUUGUUCUGAGAUGACGCUCAGGUACUGGUAUUGCGGAUCGUCAGGCUGGUCAAAGCUCCCCACUCACAAUCACCAGCUCCAACGGUGGAGACGCAUCGACUGAUGCAAGAGAACGUGCCGACAGUGCCGUCACCAUUAAACCCCGAGGUCAGAGGACGUUCGCAGCGCGAGCGAAAAGAGACGGCUAAGAAGCGCGAGGCCACGCGCGGCACCACCCCGACGGUGCCAGCGAAGCGCAAAGCGACUGCUGGCUCCAACCAUCGUCAUGUCGCCCAUCAGACAGCGCCGUCACCUAUGCGCUACCAGAUCCCUCCGCCGAAGACGUCCGACUACGAGCCGCCCAAGCCUCCCGUCUUCACCUCGCACGAACCUCUUCCUUAUCUGACGCCGGACGGCCAGACGGAGCUCAAGAAGGUCACAGAUCAAGCCGAGAACAAGCGAGGCUAUCGCUACACGCUUGCUGUGGCAGAUCCCAACUUCCGACACAAACAGUUCUACCGCCAGUCCGACGGCUUACCUUACGGUGCCCGAAUGUCGUUCGAGGACACCGACAAAUCAAUACACUACGACGUCAGUGGGCAUAGCAUGAGCAAUCCGAAAGGAUGGCGCAUGGCUAGAGCCAAUGUCUGCGCGCGCGAGGGCUCGCUCUACUACGAGGUCCGUGUGGUGCGAGGUGUGCCUACCCUUCAGCCGGGAGGUGCCCCAGCUGCUACAGCUCAAGGCCCGCAACCACAUGUCCGACUCGGAUGGGCGCGUCGAGAAGCGCCCCUGGAUGCGCCUGUCGGCUUUGACGGCUAUAGCUACGGCAUCAGUGAUCUGCGCUUUGAGCCCAUGCAUCGCAGCCGACCAUCAAAGUUCUUCCAUCCUAGGACCUCCAAAGCAAAAGCAAACACUCCCAUCCAGCUCAACGACAGUAUCCACGAGGGCGAUGUCGUUGGUCUAGAGAUCACCCUCCCCUCCCUAUCACUUCAUCAAAAGGUCGUCGAGGGUCACUACAAUCCUGCUGUCGAUCUAGGCGAUGGCUUUGAAGACCAACCACCUCGCCCAGACCCUACGCUCGAGCCUCACCACAUUAUCCGUGAUCGUAUCCCAGUCCCUUACAAGGGCAACGUCUACUUCGAGACUAUGGACUAUGUUCCGACCAAAGCCAUAGAGGCUUAUGCAGACCGCACCUUGUCCUUGUCCUCUCUAGCUACUCCUGCUCCGGGCGCUCCUACCUCCAUCAAGUCACAGCCCGGCCCUCACCACCAAGAUCCCCCACUACGUACUCUGCCACACAGUAACAUUCGCGUCUACAAGAACGGUCAGCUGAUCGGCACUGCCUUUGAGAAUCUCCUGUCUUUCCUGCCACCUGCCAGCCAGCCCAGUAAGUCUAUAGGCUCACGCGAAGGCUUCGACGAUGGUAUGCUCGGUUAUUUCCCCGCCAUCGCCUGUUUCAGCGGUGGCAUUGCCGAGCUCAACUUUGGUGAGCUUGGCUUCUGGAUGCCACCGGCUCACAUGAAACCUGCUCCUCGACUCUCAGACAGCUCCGACCCGAAUCAAAGGUUCUACCCUGGUCGCAGUCUCCGCCCCAUGUCUGAGAGGUUUAAGGAGCAAAUCGCCGAAGACGUGCUCUGGGACAUCGUCGACGAAGUAGACUUCUUUAUGCAAGACGGCGGCUUUGGAGGUAAAGUGGGCGCCGGCGCUAAUGCUGUCAAGAAGGGUGCGAGCUUGAAGGAGGAGAUGGACUAGGAAUCCACUUCGCCACGAAAGUUUCGCUCUUCGCGUCGCAAUACUGAGCAGACGCCUUUACGUAGCAUCUCAUGGGCUGAGGAUGAGGCAGAUCAACCGCGUUCACCCUCGCCGUCGAAGGGCGCUUCUUUGACUCCACCUUCGCCGCCUGGUCUUCUUUCUUUGACUCCGCCUUCUCCUAGGCUGAGAUUGAAGUUUUGAUGGUGUUGCAGUCACGGUUAAACUGAGUCUGGGACUAUCUUCCUAGCUAGCUUGAUGCCCUGAAAAACAAACACCAUCGCGGUCUGAGGAGGCGUGUCACGAUUAUGAAAAGUAUUCUCAUCCAAAUAGCUCUACAUUGAUCCAUUUAGUCAACACUGGGAGUACGUUCUGCGUGCUGUUAUGCUAUUAUGGUCUAAAAAAUGUGUAAUUCAUCGCCGCUAUCGACUGGA
Aureobasidium subglaciale EXF-2481 is the source of this 2170-nucleotide messenger RNA. RefSeq lists its product as uncharacterized. NCBI's taxonomy places the organism in Eukaryota, Fungi, Ascomycota, Dothideomycetes, Dothideales, Saccotheciaceae. Gene Ontology annotation, cellular component: Set1C/COMPASS complex. Bases 111 to 1739 code for a protein of 542 amino acids. The transcript has 2 exons. Gene Ontology annotation, molecular function: protein binding; transcription cis-regulatory region binding. The record is from RefSeq and is a predicted model, not a curated record.